Rana temporaria (common frog) is the source of this 6164-nucleotide messenger RNA. It is a transcript of the gene SETBP1, whose product is annotated as SET binding protein 1. Gene Ontology annotation, molecular function: DNA binding. The transcript is spliced from 3 exons. The record is from RefSeq and is a predicted model, not a curated record. Bases 1535 to 5482 code for a protein of 1315 amino acids. NCBI's taxonomy places the organism in Eukaryota, Metazoa, Chordata, Amphibia, Anura, Ranidae.
AGCCGAGCGACACAUUGUAUCCAGAGAGGAGGAAACCUUCCAUCCGGCCCGGGAGAGGAGAAGAGAUACAUUGUAUACAGCGCGCGCCGCCCACCCGACACCACCGCGCGCCCGCCACCACCGGGACACCAUCCGAUCCUUCUCUCUACACACACACACCGUACACCGGGAGAGGGCUCAAACCUUGGCCUGGGAUCGCAAGGAUUUAUCAGGACUGGGAGAGAUCGGCUGCCUUUUUACCGGGAUUAGCAAGCGAUCGCAGCCUUCUACCGGGACUGGGAAGCAAUCGCAGGCACCAGGAAGCGAUCGCAGCCUUCUACCGGGACUGGGAAGCAAUCUCACCCUAUUACCGGGACUUGCAAGCAAUCUCGCCCUAUUACCGGGACUUGCAAGCAAUCUCGCCCUAUUACCGGGACUUGCAAGCAAUCGUAGUCUUUUACCGGGACUGGGAAGCAAUCGUAGCCUUUUACCGGGACUGGGAAGCAAUCUCAGCCUAUUACCGGGACUUUGGAGCAAUCGCAGCCUAUUACUGGGACUAGCAAGCAAUCGCAGCCUUCUACCGGGACUGGGAGGCGAUCGCAGCCUUCUACCGGGAUUAGCAAGCAAUCUCAGCCUAUUACCGGGACUAGCAAGCAAUCGCACCAUUCGACUGGGAAGCAAUCGCAGCCUAUUACCGAGACUGGGAAGCAAUCGCAGGUAUUAGGAAGCCAUCGCAGCCUAUUACCGGGAGUAGCAAGCAAUCGCAGGCAUUGGGAAGCACUCGUAGCCUUCUACCGGGACUGGGAAGCAAUCGCGGGCAUUUGGAAGCAAUCGCAGCCUAUUACCGGGACUAGCAAGCAAUCGCAGCCUAUUACCGGGACUUGCAAGCAAUCGCAGCCUAUUACCGGGACUUGCAAGCAAUCGCAGCCUAUUACCGGGACUUGCAAGCAAUCGCAGCCUAUUACCGGGACUUGCAAGCAAUCGCAGCCUAUUACCGGGACUUGCAAGCAAUCGCAGCCUAUUACCGGGACUAGCAAGCAAUCGCAGGAGAUAGGAAGCUAUAACACCAACGUUACCGGGACUUUUUGAACCGAUCCCUUUAACGAGCAGCACCGUCGGUCAGAUCCAGAUCGGGCUUUUUCCAACGAUCUGGGUAAAGUGCAUCGCUCAGCAAAUCCUGAUCGCCUGGGAUAAUAGCAGCUUCACCUCCCCAGCCGCCCCCCCCCUCUCCCUUCCCCGACCACCACUCUCUGCCACCCCCACCCCUCUCCUCUCCCUUCCCCGGGCUGGAUUUUUUUUUCCUCCCCUGGACUCGUGGAGCCGCCAUUUUCCCCCGUCGGAUCCUAUGUGACACAUGAUGAUGAUGAUGGCAGUGCCGCAGAGCCCGGGAUGUGAUCGCUCUCCUCGCCUGGAGGACGGAUUCCUCAUUCUCCCCUCCCAUUGCUGAUUUUGGAAUAUUUAAAGCGACCACUUAAGUACUUUCACCGCUAGAAAACGUUUUGUCAGUCCAAGACCCAUAUACUUUGCAUAAAGCUUGUGGUUUGUUGGAUUUGUCAUGGAGCAACGUGAAAAUUCCAGCGGCAACCGGCAACGGUGUUGUGAAACAGAUUUCCUGCCAUCCGCCUCAUCGGCGAAGGCCACGGCCACCUCUGGUUGUGCCGGAGGAAACACCUUGAUGCCAGCCCCUGGGGCCACCAAGGCUGGUCCGGGAAACGUGGAGCCGGAGGAAGACGAUGAGCUUGGGUCGGGCCGAGACGUGGAUUUAAACUCCAAUGCGGACAGUGAGAGAUGGGUGAACGGAGAUGGCUUGGAAGAGCAGGAGUUUUCCAUCAAGGAGGCCAACUUCACAGAGGGGAGUCUGAAGCUCAAGAUCCAGACCACCAAGAGGGCCAAGAAGCCCCCAAAAAACCUGGAGAACUACAUUUGCCCUCCAGAGAUUAAAAUUACCAUAAAGCAGUCGGGAGAGCAAAAACUCUCCAGGGCUGGGAGGGCCGGCAAAGCUGUGAAGGAUGACGAGAGGGUUCACCUGAGAAAGAAGGUGCAUGAAAGGGUACAGAAGCAUUCUGGACUGCAUUUCGACACCGGAGUUCCUCCAAACAUCACCAGUGACACCUUAAAACCAAAGCACCAGCAGAAAAGUAACCAGCAUCAUCUUGACUGGUUACCGAGCUCAGACUCUGGAGCCACAGCACAGAGCAGUUUCCUGGAUGCUGAAACUGGCAAGGAAACAACUAAUGCCACCAAGAGUCCAAAGCCAGAAAUGGCUUCUCCAAUUCUCAAGUCUCAGUCAAAGAAAACAAAUGCAGGAAGUCCUUGGAGACAGAUUUCAAAUGCUAAGGAUAAUUCAGCUUCCAGUGCCGUUUCAUCACCAAGCCGCAACAGCAUUUUAUCAGCAGCUAACAUUUCCGAGCCAAGUAAUGGUCUUUCAACAUUAGAAGACCAAAAAGUUGGGGACUCACAGGAGAAGCCAUUGUGUACUGCAAAAAAGAAAGGUGGAAAAAAGGAGCCGAGUCAAGCUGCACAGGCAGUAGAACAAGAACGAGGGAAAAAUAAUCCAAAAGCAAGUGACCAUAAAAGUCAUGAAACUGUGGACGGCAAGAAGGAUUCUGAAGGUUCAGCAGCUGUGCAACAGCGGCAAGAUACAGCUUCUGCCAACUGUGGUGAGAACGAUUCAAGCCAUGUGAGGACAACACUUCCUAUAAAUUCUACACCAGUGGAUCCACCCUCAAAUAGAAGGCGGAAAAAACAGUCUUUGAAGCCAGCUUUGGAUAAAAACUUGCCGGAUGAAAACCAGCAUUCUGGGAGGCCGUUGGUUAACGAAGUGAGCAAUCAAACAGUUUCUCAGCCCCAACCAGCCAAAAAGGAUAACAGAGUGGUUAAACAGGGUAAAGUUACGAGUAAUGAGUUGCCAUCAAAGUUGCCAGAGAUGACUGGAAGCGUAGGGAAAACGUUUGUAAAUGGCAUGACCCGUCUGCAGAAGUCUGCUGCUGCUGCUCCUCCUCCUCCUGUAUCAAAAGCCAUUUCUGAGAGCUCCAGAUCGAAAAUGUCUGUUUUGCAGCACCCCAGAUUUGCUGCCAAGAAAAGAUGGACAUGUGGAAAGCCUAAAGCAAAUGCUGCUCAUGAAAAUUCUGUUUCACAUUCUGAGAAAAUUGUGGUGGAUCCACCCUCUGCUUACCCAAUAACUCCCUCCAGUCCGCUUUAUACAAAUACAGAUAGCCUUACAGUCAUUACACCAGUGAAGAAAAAAAGGGGUAGACCAAAGAAACAGCCUUUGCUUACUGUUGAGACGAUCCACGAAGGAACGUCUACAAGUCCAGUAAGUCCCAUUAAUAGAGAGUUCCCUGGCAUCAAGAAAAGAAAGGGAAGGCAUUCCCUCUCUGAGCUGGUCCAAAUGCCAUCUGCAACGGAAAAGAACAUUGGUGAGUUAGAUUUUCACAAAAAGGUUGGAAAGCUUGGAAUGUUGGAUAAGAAAACCAUAAGAACAAUCAACAAGAUGAAAACGCUCAAAAGAAAAAAUAUUCUAAACCAAAUUCUGUCUUGCUCAAACAGCAUCGCCUUGAAAUCUAAAACUCAGCCGCAAUCUAACGCAAUAGCAACAGUAACCACAACUCUUGACGCUAGGUUAGGCAAGCAGAUUAAUGUCAGUAAGAGGGGAACGAUCUAUAUAGGGAAGAAAAGGGGGAGAAAGCCAAGAGCAGAACAGGUUCCCCAACAGAAUGAACAAAGAACAGCCAUUAAACCAAGCAGGCCUGUUUCUAGCCAGCCAGAAAUCCCAACAGUGCCUUCUAACAUGCAGUCAUUUGUGGCAUCUUCACCAGCAGCCAUUCACAGUUUUGCAACCCAGCUAGUAGGUUCUAAUGGCAACCUUAGCCCUGCCAGCACUGAUACAAUGUUUUCGGAUUUAAAAACCAUGCCAAAUCUUCAGCCAAUCAGUGCUCUUCCAACAAAAACCCCGAAAGGAAUCCAUGGCACCUCUUGGAAGUUGUCUCCACCCAGGUUAAUGGCUCACUCCCCGUCUCACCUAUGUGAGAUAGGAUCCUUAAAGGAAGUCACACUUUCCCCCGUGAGCGAGUCACACAGUGAGGAAACCAUCCCAAGUGACAGCGGUAUUGGCACAGACAACAAUAGCACUUCUGACCAAGCCGAGAAGAGCUCAGAAUCCCGUAGAAGGUACUCCUUUGAUUUUUGUACCCUGGACAACCCAGAGGUCAUACCAUCUGAAACCAGCACAAAGAGCAAGCACGGCCACAGGCAGAAACAUCUCAUGGUUGACAACUUUCUUGUCCAUGAAAAUGUUAAAAAGCCAAAGCACAAGAGAAAACGGAAGGGUUUGCAGAACAGGGACAAUUUGCAGUUUCUUGCAGACCUUGAAGACCUGAUAAACAAGUUUCAAGUCUUUAGAAUUUCCCACCGAAGUUACAGCUUUUACCAUGAAAAUCCUUAUCCCAGUAUCUUCAGGAUUAACUUUGAUCACUAUUACCCUGUGCCAUAUAUUCAGUACGACCCCUUGCUCUACCUUCGCCGAACCUCUGACAUGAAAUCAAAGAAAAAGCGUGGUAGACCUGCCAAAACCAAUGACACCAUGACAAAGGUGCCUUUUUUGCAAGGGUUUGGAUACCCUAUUCCCAGUGGAAGUUACUAUGCACCAUAUGGAAUGCCUUACACAUCAAUGCCUAUGAUGAACCUUGGUUAUUAUGGUCAGUAUCCAGCUCCUUUGUAUCUGUCUCAUACGCUAGGAGCAACAUCUCCGUUCAUGAGGCCCUCUGUUCCACCACCCCAGUUUCAUACAUCUUCCCAUAUGAAGAUGUCUACAGUCGCCAAGCAUAAGACAAAACAUGGAGUACACCUCCAGUCAACAGUAGGUAUGGGCUUAGGUGACAUGGCUCCUAAAACAGGAACAGUUGGACUUUCAAGCAGCCGACUCCACAAAAGGAAACACAAACAUAAGCACAAGCAUAAGGAUGAUCGCAUCCUUGGAGGACAUGGUGAUUUUGGUGGGUUUUUUUCUGCCAAAUCCACAAGCUUUUCAGGUCAUACCACAAAUGACAAGCUCAGUCCUUCCAAUAAGGAUCUUUCCUCUGCAAACGAGAAAAGCAAACACAAAGAACGACAGAAACACCAGCAUUGUGAAACUGGACAGAGAGGUCCAAAGUCUACUUUCGAGGUGGACACACUUUCCUCCUUAUCACUUUCAGAUGGUCAGCACUGGACUCAGUCAAAAGACAAAAAUGACUUGAGCAGUGAAGCUGUUGAUAACUGUUUAAAAAGGUACUCUGGAAAUGACGGCAGUGGCCGAGUGGACUCUUCUGAGCUGUUUGGGGAGAUAAAUCCAUCCAAUGAUAGGAGAGACGGCGACCUAAGUGGGAAUAAAAGACGGACCUUUGAAGGUUUUGGUUCCUACAGAGAAAAGGACCUUCAGUCAUUUCGAAUGAACAAGAAAGACAGGAAUGUGUUUGAGUCUUCUGGAUCAAGUAAGACCCGUUUUUGUUAUAAGUUUGGUUGAUAUUUAUUUUUUUGACUAUAUCUUGCAAAACCUAUCUGGUCUUUAUGAAAGUUCUCCUUUUAUUCAGGUCAUAACAUAUCAAGUAGUAGGUAGUCGCAUUCAAACUGGAAUGAGUAUUAUAGCUGAGGAAGCUACUUGGUGCGACGCGAAAUUUGAACGUUACAGAAGAAGUCUAGAUUAAAUGUGACUAAUAUUUACUAGAUAUGUCUGUGUAUGGGAUUUUUUUCUCAAUAUUCAUUACUUCCACAGAAUUACUGCCCAUACUGUUUAGAAAAUGCUAGUUGCCUGACUGACUUUAACACUUUGAACUUGUGGCCUAAAACAAAAAAUACAAUACUGGAUGUGAAACUCAUGCUUGUUCCAGACCAUUGACUCGGAAAGCAGUGAAAAUCACACAAGUGAUAGGCAACUAACAUUUUUAGAAUAUGAUUGGAAAUGGCACCCUACAUAUUUCAAGAUUUUUUUCAGAUUAUGCUUUUAAGGUUGCCAGUCUUCUUUGGACCAAUGAAGAAUGAGAAGCAACAUAACUAUUCAUUUUUAUUAGGAAGGUCUGUUUAGUUGUUAAAUAGUCUGCCCAUCAGCUUCUUUCCCCUUGCAGUGAUAUCUCAAAUGUUUUAUUUUUCAUUAGCUCUUAUGCCACGUACACACAGUCUGACUUUUCAACGAGCAAACCUCCGUUGGU